AGACCAUUGAAAUACAUGGGCUUUUGGUUAGGCCCGUAUGUUGUCUUGUUCCUCUCUGCGUCCCCGUCUCUCUCAAAACGUAGGGUUUAAGCUUCCAUUUCACCGAUUCGGCAAACCAUGCAAACCCUUAAACGCAUAGCAACACAGACCGAGCUCCACCGACUCUCGUCCACAAUCGCCAAAACCCAAUUCAUUUCAGCCGCCAAUCUCCGAGCCUUUUCCUCCAACUCAAAGAAAGGCGGCGGCGGCGACGACGACUGGAACGACGCGUGGGAGACGGCGUGGCUCCCACCCGACCUCUCGGGAAACAACAGCAGAGCUCCAUGGGAGACCGACGUCAAUUUCUCGUCUCCCGAGUCGAGCAUCGUGCUUCCGUCGGACGCCGACCCCGAGACGAAGGCGUUCGUGGAGGACAUGAAUGAGAAUUGGAACGAGAGGCGGAAACCCAAAGAGGAAAGGAAGCAGUAUCGGCAGAGCCAGAGUGGGUCGUCGCUUUAUAGCUUGGAGAGCUUGAAGAAGGACUAUCGGGUGAAGAAACAGAGGAUUCACGCUGGCCUUUGGAUGAAGGAGAUUGAGAAGCAGGAGGAGGCUAAAUUGGUCGACUCGAAUUCGAUUGGCGGGGGUGACGACAUCGAGCGAUUGCUCGAUAGUUGCGCUGACAUUUUUGACUCCCCUAACAACGAUUUGGAGAACUCUAAAGCUCCGAGUGCUUCUGACCACAAAAACAAACCUGAUGGUUGGGAAACUACAUCCAAGGCUGCAGAGGGAAAUAUAUGGGAGAUGACACAGAGAGAAGAAGAUAUACUUCUUCAAGAGUUUGAGCGUCGGAUUGCAUACAAUAAAUUUCAGAUUGCUAGUUUUAUCAAGACUCACAUAUUUAGCCGGAGGAGACCAAUUGAUGGGUGGAAAUACAUGAUAGAGGAGUUAGGGCCAAAUGCGAGGAAAGGAAAGGGUUCUGUUUCCAGGCUACCAAGUCUAUCCGAUGCGUCAACCCAACCCUUCAAGGAGGAGAAGACUCUGAUGAGCAGCAGCAGUCUUUCAUCCUAUAAGGAAAGGUAGUUUGGUCUUAGGCCACUUUCAUACAUUCCGUUUCUGCCUACGGGAGAUAUCAGCACCGAAUGUAUUCAUAGUUACCGUAUCACUUACUGCAAGUUUUGAUAUCUGGCUUUCUCAAUGUACGACGGUACCAUCCCUUGGCAACUGAAAGUGCAAUUAGUGCAAGUGAAUAUAUGCCAAGAUCCUAUUGCCCACAUUUUCGCUAAAAUUAAUCGAUUACCAACGAGAGAAACUUACAAGCAUGGAAGUUUUAUGGUCGGUGGAGUUCAAGACCGGUCGGGAGACCAAGAUGACAAUAUCCCAAACUAUGUACGCGAUGACAUGUGAACGAGUUAAAGCAAAAAGGUAUGGUAAUCAAUAGAUAUUGCCAUCUCAGUAUUCUCGUUUCAUGUAAGUUUUUUGCCGGGGCAAGUUCCAACGAAAAAAGGUGCGCGUGACAGUCACUAGAUACUGCUAGCUUGGUAUUCCAGUUGCAUGAACUUUUUGAAAUUUAUUGAAUGCAAAAAUUGAAGGAUUUGGAGUUACGGUAUUUGAGUGCCUGAUUUUCUGGCGUGAGCUCAAAACAAUUCAAACGCUGCCGCCGCCGUGCCAGCGCCGCAUGGCUGAUGAUAUUGAUUGCCAAGUCGGCACGUCUGGGUCAAAGACUCACACUUUCGCCCACACACUACUCCGUCUACCAAGAUCUCAGCCUCAUUUCUCUUUUACAAUCCUGCAUAAAAGUCUCAGAAGUCUCACAGAUCCAUGGCUGCAUGGUCAAUACUGGUCUCGACCGCCUUCCUUUUCCCUCCAGCAAGCGUCUAGCCUCUUCCAUCCAAGACAUCCAAUACGCCGCCGCCAUUUUCAACGGCAUACAAAACCCAUAUGUCUUCAUGUUCAAUACCAUGCUCAGAGCCUACUCCAUCAGCGAUGAUCCAAAGCAUGCUUUUCAUAUCUUCAACAACUUGAGAGCUUAGAAUAUCACGCUGGACCAGUUCUCAUUCGUCGCGACAAUCAAAGCCUGCGCUCGUGAAUCGACCAUUGGGAUCGGCCGAGGGAUUCAUGGGGUUGUUAUGAGGUCUGGUUUUGGACUGUUUGUCAAUGUACAGAAUACCCUUUUGCAAUUUUAUUGUGUUUCCGGAAAAAUUGAAGAUGCCCGGAAGGUGUUUGAUGAAUUUCCUCAAAGAAAUGAUUCGGUUUCGUUGAA
Molecule: messenger RNA, 2239 nt
Organism: Malus domestica (apple)
Lineage: Eukaryota; Viridiplantae; Streptophyta; Magnoliopsida; Rosales; Rosaceae
Product: protein GAMETE CELL DEFECTIVE 1, mitochondrial
Source: RefSeq, a predicted model, not a curated record